AUGCAUUCAUACAACACACAUUCCGCUCUCGCCGACUGUGGCCGUCUCAGACGAGCCGGUCACUGUCCGAGCCCUCGGCCCAUGUGCUACUACAUGUCGAGGCAUACUCAGGCCCGGGGGCCAGCGGUAGGCAACAUGUCUCCGUCCGGCCGACGCCAACUGCCAGCCGGGCCUCGUGCCAAACAUGUCUGUCGCCGGGCUGGCCUUUACCCGCGAUUGCUACCGUCCACCGUGGCCCGGAAACACACGCGCAUGGGCCGGCGUUUGGUCAGGCGACCGGAACCACUUUGCGCCUCCGCGCCCGCACUGCCCCGGCCCGGCCGACUCGGCCACAUACCGACCCCCGCGCCCGACGGGUCGGGCUGUCUGGCCGGAUCCGACCGGUCCGGGCGACACGGUCUCGACGCAGCCACGGCGACCCCGACGGCUCGGUCAGUUGGCUCCACGGCGUCGUGCAAGCAUGCGCCAACUCGGCAUAAACACUCACGGAUUGGACCCAACGACGCCAGGAUCAAGUAA
Protopolystoma xenopodis is the source of this 519-nucleotide messenger RNA. The record is from the annotation of a GenBank genome assembly. NCBI's taxonomy places the organism in Eukaryota, Metazoa, Platyhelminthes, Monogenea, Polystomatidea, Polystomatidae.